Messenger RNA from Ostrea edulis (European flat oyster), 6169 nucleotides. RefSeq lists its product as uncharacterized. Gene Ontology annotation, biological process: cell-cell adhesion. Lineage: Eukaryota; Metazoa; Mollusca; Bivalvia; Ostreida; Ostreidae. The record is from RefSeq and is a predicted model, not a curated record. Bases 336 to 2642 code for a protein of 768 amino acids. The transcript has 20 exons. Gene Ontology annotation, molecular function: cell adhesion molecule binding. Gene Ontology annotation, cellular component: cell-cell junction.
GUUUCUUGCAUCUAUCUGGGCCCAAGUUCCGGUAAGAAAUAUAUCUAUACUCGUCUGUUUCAUACAUCGACUUCUCCAUAUCAUAUGUAACAGUAAUGUUUUAUUCAUUAAAUAUAAUUAUUCUUUAUUCAUAAACUGUAUUUUUAAAUUGAACUUUGCACCUCGUUUCUGUUGCAAUUAAGUAAAUUUAAUAGCGCAAAAUGUUAAUUAUUGUGAUGCAUGAAGUAAAAUUAUCAUACCAGGUAUAUAGAUAACGAGAGCUACGGACAUGCAUGAAGUAAACAACAAUCUCGCGGAAAAAAAUUGAAAACCCAUUAAGGAUAUAAAACACGAAGAUGGUGGUUAUUUCUGGAAUCUUCCUCCUUUUGUUUAUUCGGGGGGAAACUGAGUGCACAGUCCUGGUUCAGCCAUCACCGAUCGCUAACGUGACUUAUGGAAAGCCUUUGUACUUCAAUUGUACAUUUUCACCUUCUUGGGAGUCUGCCACCCUUAACAUUCCUGGUGAAUCUGGCUUCAAAUUCGCCAUAUUUAAUGGCGGAUCAUGUAAUAUCCCAAAUGAUAAACGGGCCGAUUACAGCAUUGCUUGUCAUGGGAACACACUAACGUAUGGGAUUAUGAAGCCACGAGACAAUACAAUAUGGCGAUGUACCUUUAGCAGCUCGAGUGUUACGGAACACGGUAACACCACCGUCAGUUUACAAGCAGAUAAACCUGUCAUAUUCCCACAACGAAAUACCUAUACCAUCAUAGAGGGUUCCAACAUUUCCAUUCCGUGUACAUUUACUGGUGCACCGAUAUACAACACUACCUGGGAACACGACAAUAUUGUCCUGCAAUGGUCCGAUCAAACUCAGCCCUUGGUUCUGAGUUUACAGAAUGUCUCCAGAUCAGCUGCAGGAAAUUACACCUGUAACGUAACUGUUACCUUUAAGGGAUACUACACCGCCUCAAAUACAGUAGAUUUGAUCGUUGAAUAUCCGCCUACACUUAAACCAAGUAAUGACACUACCGUCAAUGAAGGAACCGGAACUGUGUCGCUUGCCUGUGAGAUUUUAGUAGAUGGGUAUCCCAGAAAUUACAGCGACCUCUACUGGCAGCACUGGAUAGACGACCAGUUGAUAAGAGAACUAGCUUCCGACACCCAUUCUACUGUUCCUGCUACUAAAAAAUAUCAUCUAACCUUGAAAUCGGUUUCGUAUAAUGACACCGGACGUUACAUGUGUUUAAUGGGAAAUGGAAUUUCAAAUUUUGAUGGGAGUGUAGAACAAACUGCUGAAGUUGAACUGUUUGUGCAAGCUAUUCCAAGAAUGUUACGAUCAAAACAUGAGUAUCAUAGCCAUGUUGGAAAAACAUUAAAACUACAGUUUCAAAGUGUGGGCCACCCAGAGGUACAUUAUCUUAUCAAUUUCUUGUCGGGAGAUACCACUAUUCCGUUCAAUGAAACGGAGACGUUAAGCACAAUGGAUGUAGACAUAAAUGAUAAAGUAGUUAAAAUGAAUGGAACUACCUUGGAAAUGGAUUUUAGCAAGAUAAGACACAGAUUCCGCACACGUUACCAGUUGAUAGCAGAAAAUUCCAUGGGAAGAGUAACUCAUAACUUCUUGGUUCAAGGACACGAUUUUCCGAGUAAACCUUUCCAUAUCCAUUUCAAAGAAUACGAGGCCUCCGCUUUCCUUGAGUGGGAAGCUGUCAGUCCAGACUUAGACAUGACUUAUGAAGUUAUUCUUAAGAAUUAUACUGGAGACGACAUUCUCAAUAUAAUUCCUGGAUCAAAUGCAAAUAUAUACGAAUAUUGGUUGACUAAUCUCACACUGAACACCGAUAAUAUCCUUCUGUUGUGUACAACAAAUGUUGUGGGUAGAAAUUGCAGUUCCACAUUCAAAAUAAAAAUGGACAAACCUCUAUCUAUAACUUUGCAAGCCAAUCAAGUGAUAUCGGAAACGACUUUGAUCCCUGUUGUUGUUGGUUGUGUGGGACUUCCGAGCAUCCUUGUCUUUAUUCUGAUUGCCUGGAAUCGAAGAAAGCAUUGUAAAAGCAGAAGUCUCGUCUCCCUAGAAAGACAAAAUGCUUCCUUGGGAAGGAAUAGUUAUUCGAUGCAAAGACUGACUAAUGAUUACGGGUCCUCGGAAAAUAACCGUGAAAGGACAUUGGACCUCUCUACUGACACUUACCUGACACAACAAUGCCUGAUCUCACCGGAAUCGCAAUCACAAUCACCCUCGUGUCAAUCAAAUGUGGAUGCGAAUGAAUAUGCAAGUGUUGACGAUCAUACUGUUAUGAAGAUGGCUGCUCAACGAAAUCACAAUGUUGGAACAUUCCAGUUAAAUGGUGAUAAACCAAUGAGCACUGGCAGUGUGCCAAGCCUCCCAUCCCGGGCAACUCAUAACGCUAAUCAAACCAUGGUAACUCCUGACACCACCCCAGGAAAUGAGUGCAUGGCGAUGGGGAAGAGAGCAGGUAUCCCGAAGUCACAUAUGUCUCCAAGCUUGCUGCUUAAACUUCCCAACCAACCCGUCAGCGAAGACUGUGAUAUCACUCACUACGUCUCUAUAAAUGAUGAAGAUGAAGAUAAGAAAAGUCCGGAAGUUCAGAAUGGUGGCCACGGUGAAGAUAAACAUCCCAAAAAGUACAUUCGGAAGUGACUUCUUGUUUCCGUUGGUUUAUCAGCUCGGCAAAUAAAGUACUGGGAAGCGCCAGGCUUAGUCUGAAAGUAAAUGAAAUUUGAAUAUUGAUGUCGAAGAAUUUGUAUGGUUAAUCAUAGGCGUAGCUUGGGUUCGAAUAUUACCGAGGCAGGGGGUCUGGGGGCUGCGCCCCCCAUAAGCUAUCGACAUUUUAACAACGUAAAAGGUGGUGUGUUUUUUUUUACCGAGGCAGCUGCCUCGGUUGCCUCAAUCGAAGCUACGCCACUGUUAAUGAGAAGUUAAAGAAAUGUGUCAUAAUACUUGCAUUUGACAAUAUCAGAUUUCAAUGUGCUUCGUCAGUCAGUAAAAGGUUUUUUUCUGUAUUGUAAACCCGAUCGUAUUUUAUUUUCUGAAACAUACCCAUCAUCUGUGAAAUUAUUUGUAUAUAUAACACAUUUCAACAAUGGAGCUGCGUAUACUAGUUUCGUUACAUUAACCAUUUGCAUGCAAAUAAAGCUCAUGUUGUUUAGAUAUUUUACACAUUAGAUAUACCAAUUUUUACAGAUUAUUCCUCACUUGUGAUUUGUUGUUAUGACAUGCAGACUCGUUGAUUUUUUUUUUAAUGUUAUCUACACUCAAGGUCUUCACUUUUAAAUUUCACUAUAUUACAAAUUUCAUAUUUUAAAAACUUCACCAAAACUUGAUCAUUAAUAUUAUCAUUAUGAACUUUUUUAAAACAUAUGCAGAAUUCACUCAAGAUUCAUGACAAUUGUUACUUUUAGUGUUAUUUUUUAGAAUAUUUUUUGUGGAUCGAUUUAUCAAUUACGGGGUAGAUUUUUUUAAAUGCUAAUUAAUAUGAAAUAUGUAAGUUCAAAUAAAGUUUUUACAUGAUUAUCCUAAUAAGUGUUAAAAACUGUAACACAUACAGGAAAAAUAACAAAAACAGGUUUAAAUCUAGGUGAUUAUACAAUAUCUGUGGAAAUUUUUACAGUAGAAAUAGUUUUAUCAGUGGUUUAAAAAUUGUAUUAUUCAAUGAAUUAUUUAGUGAAAAAUCAACAGUGCAGAUAUACUUUUGAUCCUUGAGUGUAUUAAUGAAACACUGGUUCAAAACAGCAUGACCCUUCAACUUUACCACAAUGCACGUAAUAAAUCCUGGGCUGGGGGUUAUAUAACUUUUUGAGCACAUUUUCAUACUCAAACCUGAAUCCGUGCACUACAAUGUACUGGUACUCAAAAGUGAAGAUUAUAAAUAUUAAACUUAAAAUUAUUCUCGAACUCAAAUGGAGUACAUGUUCAACAUUUUUCGAGUAUGCUUUGAGCUUGCUCAGAGUUGUACUCAAUAAAAAUACGGCUGAGUUUGAGUAUGAGUAGGGUAAAAGUUUUAUAACCUCCAGGCCUGGUUUUGCCACUUAUUCUUUGUAACGCACCAUAUAAGAGAAACUACACAUUCACAUGAAAUUUUAAAUAUUUCUCCAUUGAUCAUCAACAUAACAAUAAUUUGAAAACUCAGUUAUGUAUACAUAGUGCCUCGGGAAAUUGAUUUUCAUUUGAAUAUUGGCAUACUAAAUUAAUGUGUUAGAGUUACGUCAUUUUCUGGAAUUCUUUGUUGUUUCCCAAAGAGUUCUAAAGAGUACCUCUGACUUUUUUCCUAAAUAAUACCCAAUUAUCUGAAAAUUAUAAUGAUUUUUAGUUAUGUUUCGUGAACUCGGGAAAUCACACUGUAUUUCAAUUCUCAGAAGAUUCUCAAUUGCAUCGCAUUAAAUUCCAAAGAAUUAUAUUCGUAAAAAGAUUCUCAGUUCAGUCUUACUUCUGACAAGUGUAUCUCAUUUUUUCAAAAGAUUCUCUGUUAUGCCUGAAUUCUAGAGCAGUUGUGAACAAUAAUUUAGAAAAGUUCCUACAACAGGCUACAAAGUUACGAUCUUCAUGUAAUUUAAGAAUUCUGUACUUGCUACGACAUUAUUCACGUGUAUUGUUAUGUGUAUGUUGAAAUGCAUUGAUUUUAUAUCCUCAAAAUUGUAUCUGUAUGCCUACUCACCCUCUACGGUCUUAUUUGUAUAUAUUUGUAAAUAUUUUGUAUUUAUGAGCUGUAUAGCUUAAGGAAAUAAAGAAUCUGAAUCUGUGCAGUUAUCGAAAGAGAGGAAGAGUUUUCGAGAAGCUACAUCCAGUAUUCUAAUUUCAACACGCAUGAGUGAGUUCAGGGUAUAGAAAUACGUCUAGUAUAGACUAGUUACGUAGUUACCGAUACAAGUUGUGAUAACGUUAGCUUUAUUAAUAGCAGCCGGUGAUAUGAUCAAAUCAAGAGGAAAGUGUUUGAAAUAAAUCCUUAAAUUAAAUUUGUUAGUGUAAGUUAUUUCCUUUUCGACACAAUCAAUACUUUUAACCAAAAAAUGGAGAAUAAAUACUCAUAUAGACUUACUAAGUGUGUGCUUUCCCGCCGUUCGGGUGGGUGUAUAGCAGCUUGUAGACACCCUUAUGACAAUGAAAUCUGUACUCACCGCGUGUGUACGUAAAUAUAUCGUACGUAAGGGUUCAUCGAAGGGUAACAAUUAUUGAACAACUCAGAAAGUUAGUAUUGUGUCACCGAUUUCCAGCAAUUGUUGGUUAAGGAAAUCAACAGAAUCAACAUUUCUUUUUUAACUUAAUCAUUUACAUACUAUUGUAAAUACGGGUUGGUUUUGUUUUUUUUUUUUUUUUAUUAUUAUUAUUAUUAUUGUUUGGGGGGGGGGUUUUGUUGGUUUUUUGUUUUCUUUUUGUUUUUGUUUUUUUAUUGGUCAGAUAAAUUCUCUUUAUUUAUCGUAAUUGCAGUCGGUUGCGGAAUAUACGUGUUGUCAUGUACUGCUAUUGAUAUCAUAGAUAGGGAUAAACGGAGCAUAACUUGAAAUUGAAUUGGAAAAUAAAGAAAUUAUUAACUUAAUCUUGUCGCCGUUGUGAACUUUGAUUAAAGAUGGAACAACGAAAAUAAUUAAAUUCUGUGUUAGAACUAAACUGAGGCAAAAAAAAAAGAAAAAAAGGGAAAGUGUAUCUAUCCAGUAGUUUAAAAAUGACAUCAUUAUCUCUACGGAAAAGGAAGACUGAUGAUAAUGGGAUCUAUUUAAGGCAUAACCUCGCGGGAGUUCUUAGGUUGACCUUGCAUUUCUAAUGUACACUGUAAUUUAUCCAUCCAGAUCAAUGCUAAUGAUUUACAUACAUGUUUAAAUAGAAGUAUUGUGUGUAUACAUAAUGUGUAAGUGUUUUCAUGACUGUACACCAACCUCUCUCCUAUUUGGCCAAUUGAAACAACAAUUUAUCAAUAAUUUGAAUAUACUUGUGCAUAUAUAAAUGUGAAAAAAAUAUAGUAUUCCUUUGUAAUGUUACAAUAGGAAGGGAAGACUUACUUGCGCAAAUUAAAUGUUUUUAUCAACCUAACCGGUUUCACAGUGGAAAUGUUUUGGACAAAAAUAUUUGGAACCUUUUAAAUUUGUUUGGAUAUUUUAUGUGCAUGCUGCUCAUUUUCAUUUUUAGUUUUGUAGUCAAUGUUUUUAUUUGAAAUAAAGGUAUUUGAUAAUAAC